UAAGUUGCUUGGUUGUGCUUCUCUCUGUGUGUGGUGCGUGUGUGUUUUUGUAGAAUACAUAUAAGCAUAAUAUUGAAGGAGGGAAGCAAAUCUACUAAGCUUGCUGAAGUUUUUAAUAAUAUUUUAUUGUUAGAAGAGUUAAUAUUACUUGUUAAUUUGCAAUACUCUUUCAUUGAUGGUGAUUUCAUAUUUAUUAUAUUAUAUAUCGAAUGAUUCUUCCAUAAAUUUUACAUUUUUGUCAAUGAAAAAUAUUAAAUUGAAUGAAUGUUAAAGGCAGUUUAGAGAAAAAAUUUAAUAAAGAAUUAUCAUUAGCAAUGAUACCUAAAAGUAUGCCAGGAACAACAUCGACCAAAUCUGAUGUGUGUGAUAAAAUUUUAUUAAAUCCUAUUAAUAAUGUAUUUGUUAAAUCAGAAGAAGAAGAAGAGGAAGAGGAAGAAGAAGAAGAAGAAGAAGAAGAAGAAGAAGAAGAAAUGUGUAUUUCUUCUAAUAAGACUGGCCAAAGUAAUACGUACAAAAGUAAAGACAUUAGUGAUUCAAUGGUACAAUCUACUGUAGACCAAAUAGGAGUAUGCGAUAGUUCAAUUGUGUAUGAAAAUAAUAUAUCUAAUUCAGAAACUCCUCGUGAUAUGAAGCAUGAUCUCGAAUCGCAUCAAUCCAAUGUAGAUUCACAUAAAGUAAGCAAUAAAGAACUCAUUGCGAGUACAGAAUCACAUUCUGUAUCACAGAAAGAAAUCAAAAAUGGAGUGAAAUGUGGUAAUUCUAUUAUGAUACCUUCUGGUCAACCAAGAAAAAGAGGAAGACCUAGGAAGUAUGUGUGUAUUCAAACUCCAGAUGAAUGCGAUAACUAUGUUUCGCAGCAACAGAUUUCCAAUUCGGAAACAUCAACAUAUUGUAGACAAAAUUCUUCGAAUACUUCACUAACUGAAUCUAACAAUGAACUUUCGAAUGAUCACUUAAGGGGGGAGACAUCCACAAAAGUAGAUAUUUGUAAAAAAAUGAAUACACCUAGGCGAAGAGGACGUCCUCCAUCGAAAGUUAAAAAUAAUAACGCGAAAAAAGAAAGCAUGAGAAGCCAAACAGAGAAUGAAGAGAUACAAAUGUGUAAAUGCAUGAGAUGUGGAAUAGAAAUAGCAAUAGGACAAUGGGAAACGCAUAAUAUAAUGAAACAUAACAACAUGGGUUGGUAUGAAGGAGAGCAACCAAUGGAUUUUGAAAAUGAUAAGAAAUUAUUGAAAAGGGUAUUAUCUAUUGCCAUAAAAAAAAGGAAAGGACAACUUUGUUGCGAACAAUGUGAAGUAAUGAAACGUAGUGUUAAUGGAUUUAUAUCACAUAUUCAAUUUUGUGGUAAAUCGGAUGAUGAAAGCAGAGCAUUAAUGGUAACAUGUUCCGUGUGCAAUAAUUCUAUGAGGCCAUCAUCUAUGGAAACUCACGAACGAAUUCAUAGAGAUUUGAAAUAUAAUAAACGCAAACAUCUUCCAAUCGAACUUGCAGCAGAUAAUGAAAAAGUAAAACGUAAAGCUGCUGAAAAAGCUGUGUCAAAAAUAUUACAGUUUACAGAACUUGUUAAAGAAGAACAAAAACAAUCUAAAAAGGUGGAUUUCGAUUCUUCUGUAUUGAAAAACAUUCAAUUGCCGGAAUUGAAAAAGAAAAUACCAUCUAUUUGGAAAUCUUUAUGGAAGAAGGAAUUACAAUCGAAAGGCAUUACGCAAUGUCGUCAAGUAGCAUGUAAUUUUACAAGUAAUUCCUACGAUGACAUGUGUAAACAUUGUUCUCAAUGUAAUUUUACACCUCAAGAGAAAUUUAUGUGUAAAAUAUGCAAAUUUGUAUCUACGAGUAAAGUGGAAACUAUGGAACACGUCAAGGUUAAGCAUUCGGAAAUAGAAGACAACACAGAUAAUUCACCUGAUUUUAAAGAAGAAAAUACAACUGAUGAUGAAAGUGAAAACGAUUUAUCUUUCAAAUUUGAACAGCAAUAUCAUCAUAAUGCAUCUUCGGUGAAAGAAAGAUCAGCUAGCUUAAUGAUGUUUUUGGAUGAUCCGCACGCAUUAAAAGCAUCCUGGAGUAAAUUUUAUGCGCCUGCUUUUAAGUGGACAAUGGAAUUCGAGAUGGAGAAUUACGAAUUUCAAUUUUACGAUGAUUAUCUUCCCAAUCCGUUUGUACUGUUAAAUAAUGAAGAUGCAAAACAAUAUCUACCACCAUUAAAAGUAUCAAUGGCUACAAAAACAAUAACCGUUAAUGCAUCUAACAAUACGAAACAUGGGGAAGAGGAAUGGAGAUAUUGGAAAACAUUUGAAGGGAGAAUUUCAGAGGAUUUACCAGCAUUUUUUGCUGGUGGACCUGUAUGGGCCUUAGCAUGGUUACCUAUACCAGUUUAUGUACACGAUAAAACACCUGACCAAUACGUAGCAGUAAGUACACAUCCUCAAAUGGAGAACAAGUAUACUGUACUAAAGGCAGAUUCAGGACCUAAUAUGAUACAAAUCUGGAAUAUGGGUAAAUUAACUAAUGAGUUGAAGCCUGAAAUUAGUACUCCUACUCUAUCAUAUGCAAUAGUACAUAAUAAUGGUACAAUUUGGUCUCUUAAGUGGUGUCCAUCUGGAUGUUACCAGGAUGAAACUUUAAAAAAUGAUAAAAAAGGAACAUAUAGAAGGAUGGGUUUAUUAGCUGCUGGCUGUUCGGAUGGUACUGUUUAUAUUUAUUCAUUACCAUUUCCAGAAGAACUUGGAUUCAGCAAAUCUGAAAGUAACAAUUUACCAAUUUACAAGACUGAUCCUGUACUGAUAUUAGUUGUAAAUAGUAUUAUUUAUGAAAGUGCUAAACAAAAUUGGCAAUGUUCCGCAAUAUCAUGGACAAAAGAACGUGGACAUAAUACUAUAGCUGCUGGUUUUACAAACGGCUAUAUUGGAUUAUGGAAUCUCACAGCGGAUUCACCAUUGUUAAAACAAAAACAAAACAAUUCAAUUGUGAUGAAUUCAUUUUCACAUUUUUUUGCACAUGGCAACGCUGUUACUGGGCUGACAAUAGUUCCAUACAAUGGUCAGCGAUUUUUAGCUUCAGUCAGUGUAGAUAGGUCUUACAAGGUAUGGGAUUUAGAAAAUAUAAGUUUUCCUCAAGAAACCUUCAAAAAAGGAAUUAUGUUUGAUGGUGUUUGGAUGCUACAUUGGCCUAGUGCUGUCAUUGGUUUUGAUGAUGCUUUAAGUUAUAGACAUACAAACUCGUUCCUAGUUUCUUUGAGAGAACAUGGAUAUAAAUCGUCCCCUAUCCUUCCAACUAAUUCAACAACAUUUAGUGUUACUGUAUCCGAUCACGCUAAUAGUAUAGCACACGGUACUUAUGCUGGAGAAAUUCUUUCUAUUUUUCCACAUCAGUUAUUAUAUACCAAAGAUAUAGACAAGAUAUUAACAAGAAAGAGACAAUUAAAUUCUUAUAUUGAAGUAGUAGAUUUUGAAAAACCAAAAGAACAACCACCAAAAGAGGAUCUUAAUAAUGAAUGUAAGGAUGUAGGAGGAAAAAAAUCCAAACCAUAUAUUUAUAUGCCUGCGGAGUAUGAUAAAUGUAAAGACCGUUUCGGUCUUAUAAUUCAUAAUAAUUUUCCGAAAAUUUAUGACAAAUUAGCGAAGGGUACAAACCAAAAAACUUUAUAUUCUGAUAAAUUGACGCUUGUUCCCAUUGAAAGAUACCCUUUUACAUCUGUGAAUAGAGUCUGUUGGAAUCCAAAUAUGUGGAGUCACUUAUGGUUUGCUGCGGGUUAUGAAAAUGGACUAGUAAGAUUCUUGAAUUUUUCAUUUAUGUCACCGAAAGGUGACAUGAAUAAAUUAAUACAAGAGCAUGCAGAAGCUUUCUCAAAAAGGAUCAAUAAUCAAAGUCAAAAUGAUCAUUAAAAUAUAGAACAUUGGCUAAACCAAUAUCUAUUAUAUAUAUACUAGAUUUGUUAAUAAUCAAUAAU
Messenger RNA from Polistes dominula (European paper wasp), 3946 nucleotides. RefSeq lists its product as uncharacterized. The record is from RefSeq and is a predicted model, not a curated record. Gene Ontology annotation, molecular function: protein binding. Gene Ontology annotation, cellular component: transcription factor TFIIIC complex. Gene Ontology annotation, biological process: transcription by RNA polymerase III. NCBI's taxonomy places the organism in Eukaryota, Metazoa, Arthropoda, Insecta, Hymenoptera, Vespidae.